AUGUGUCACCUGCGCAUGCGCUAACGGAUGUGAAAUUUUAAGGGUCGGACUUUUAUCAACUAUCGGAGUUACAAUUUGGUUGAUAAUCUAAAACAAUAUGGAUCUGAGAAAGGAGCUUUGGCUCUUUCUUGCUAUUUCUACAUCUCUAAUACACACAGUGUUAGGGGAUGACCCCAUCGUGACCAUCCCCAACUCCACGCCGGAUGUGGACCCAGUGGACGGAUACAUCAAGUGUCCCAAGGAUGAGGACGCCUUCCUCAUCUGUGCUGUCACCAACAAACCCAUCGACAGUGACGUGAAGUGGGUCAUGCAGGCUGUCGGAGACAGCGUCCUCACCCCCAUCAGCACCGAUCUUAAUAGUGAGGACCCCUUCAAGUACAGUUUGGAGAAACCGUCGCCUACUGCCUGGCGCCUCAAGGUGCAGAACGUGCAGGUGACAGACGAGGGCAGGUACACCUGCAGGGUGCAGACAGGCUCGCAGAUCUACGUCCAGGCCGUAGCCGACAUCAAGGUGACAGAGGUCCCUAGGAUAUCGGACCUGUCCACCAGCAGCGACACCACUGUUAAGGAGGGAGACAAGGUGAUGCUGAGAUGCAAUGCAACGGGACGCCCCUUCCCCACCGUUGCCUGGAGUCGUAUGGCAGGGGAGCUUUUACCAACAGGGGGACAAGAACUACAGGACAAUAUUCUGAACAUCCCUAGCGCCAAGGCAGAACAUGCUGGGAUCUACAAAUGCACUGCUAAGAACUUCGCAGGCCAGGACAACAGGAACAUCUAUCUGCAGGUGAAAUUUAAACCCCGAGUGACAGUGGAGAGUCCAAGGGUGGGCCAGGCUCCCGGCUACUACAAGAGUUUGAUCUGCAUCGUCAAGGGUUACCCUGUCCCAACAACCGAGCAGGUGUCAUGGUCUCAUUCAGUCAGCCCCAUAUACUCUGCGGGCAGAUUCGAGAUUACAAACAUACCCGGAGCCUACAACCGCAUCACGAGCAUCCUCACCAUCAAGGGAGUGCAGCCGUCGGACUACGGAAACUUCCGGUGUGCUGCCACCAACGAACAAGGGGAUGGAGAGGCUGCCAUUGAGCUGUAUGCCUCCGACCAGCCGACGCCUGACAGGACGGGGCAGAUCAACAGUCGCUCGUCCGCGCUGGUCAUCAGCGCCACCACGCUGCUGAUGCUGCUGUCAACAUGCCUCCUCCAUCGACUCAACUUGUGAACGUAGGACCAUCGCAGACCUCAACACUUCUUUGGCUUGUAUACAUGGCGUUCUUCUGUCACCUGUCGAUAAACCAGGCACUUACGCAAUGUAGUGCUAUUUUGAGAUUGGUCCCAGAUUUUUCCGACCAAUCGACACGCAGAUCACAUUGGUUUCGAAAGGAAGAAGAUGAACAUUUCGUAUCUACAAAUUUUUGUCACACUCUAACAGAAAUUCAAACAUUGAAAUAAGAAUCUGAAAAGAAUUUUUUUUUUCCAGUUUUUAUGCGAGUGGAGGAAAAUCUUAUUACUACGCGUUAACUUUAGUUUAUAGAAAAAGCCAUGUUUUGCCUUGUGGCCUUUGGGUGUGGACAUUGCAUGAAUGUCUGGCAUAGGGUUUGAAACAUGUUCAACAUGGGACUGGUUUACAUGAGGGCAGGACAUGCUUACCCUUUUCGCGAACACCUGGUGUCAUCACUGAUUUUCAGUGAUCCAUUCAUAUAAUUUUCACCUCUAUUUUGCCUUUUUCGCCCAAUGGAAUCUGGUCCGUCAUAUAUUCGGGACUGGUAAUUCUCUGACGUUGAUAUUAUAUAUUCUGUUUCAUUAACGGACUGAAAAUACCCUAUUUGACGUAAUAAGCGCCCAGGGCGCUCUCGAAAUUAGAAACAGGGGGCUCUUAUUAGAAUAUUAUUUUGGUGAAAAAGCGAGUUGAAAGAUAAAUUUCAUGGUUUAUGCUGACAGCCUGAAAUGUUUAUAUACGAUCAAUGUAUUUUUCCAGAAUUUAAUUGCCCAUAAUAAAGGGUGCACAUAACACACGGGUGCAUAUUGUAUGCGAAUAAAUAAGUCUUGUGUACAUUGAUCAAUCGGAAGGGGUGCUAACUGGGAUUGUUCACCAGCCAAUAUAUUAGCAAAUGUCACCAUGGGCGCUUAUUAGAGCGGGGCACUUAUUACGUCAAAUACGGUAGACACAAUGUCUGAGUGUAUUGAGUUGUGAUGGAGAAAUGAAGUGUAUUCAUCCUUGUGAAGUAUUGUGGAUCUGCAUGUACAGUAAUCAUAGUACCAGCCAUGCCUUCAAGACUUUCCUCCGUAUCCAUCCAUUAAACAAAAUGAUGAACAAUUGGGUUGAUGAGCUGCUGUCACAGACUUCCUGUGAUGGCCAGCCCUGUGACAGGGCGUAUGGAAAUAAGUUUGAUUAAUUUGACCAGACCAAUUUAUUUUCUUGUUUAAAAAAAAAAUUAGUCUGAUUAAUUGACCACCAAUUUUGCAAAUGGUAAUAUGAAAAACGUGUUGAUAUACUUUUAUGUUGCUUGUAUACUUUUUUAAGAAAGAACAUUUCAAAAAUUGUUUUGAGAAUUGUCACUUCCCAUCUUUUUAAGAAAAUGACCCACCUUCAUUUUAAUGAAAUCCUGCAAACAUGAAAUUAAAAUUGUCUGGACUUAUACAUUCAUAAGGAAAAGAUUUUAUGGAUGUCAACUUCUUUAUUAUGAGGAAUGAGUAUAUACUUAAUUACUUCUUGUGAUGAAGGAGUAAGUAUACACACCCCGAAAUGUUGUUACUUAUAAUUAAGAAGUUGACAUCCAUAAAUUGUCUUCCUUUUAUGCAUCACUUCCAAAUGCCUUUCAAAAACUUAUAAAUUCAGUUGAAAAAUCUGUAUUCUGCUCUUUUUCAGGAUUUGUAUAUAUGCAAUGAUUUACUGUGAACACCCAGUUCAAGAUAUUUAAGACAUUUUGUUAUCCUUAACUUUGCCAGUGGUAUGGUAUUAAAAUUUUAACCUGUGAUCAUCUUCAGUAAUAGGACAGUGUGUGCCAAGAAACUUAAGUAGGACUUGUGUUGUUAGCAACGGCAGCUUCUUGCAUACUGUAUUCUACGUAAUAAGCGCCCAAGGUGCUCUCAGUAUAAGAAAUAGGGGGCUCUUAUUAGAAUAUUAUUUUGGUGAAAAAAUCGUAAAUUUCGUGGUAUAUGCUGACAGCCUAAAAUGUUUAUAUAAGACAGAUAUAUUUUUCCAGAAUUUAAUUGCCAAUAAUUAAGGGUGCAUAUAACACACGAAGGCAUAUUAUAUAAGAAUAUAUAAGUCUUGUGUACAUUGAUCAAUCGGAAGGGGUGCUAAUUGGGAUUGUUCACUAGCCAAUAUAUUAACAAAUAUCUCCGUGGGUGCUUGUUAGAGCGGGGUGCUUUUUACGUCGAAUACGGUAUAGCAUAUUUGUUCUAUUUGAGAAUAUUUUUAUCAGUCACCACCAUUAAGGAUUAUAGAUUGAUUUCAUGCAUUAAUUGCAACACAUGUUUAGGUUUAAAGUAAUUUGAUUUUAAAACAUUUGUUAGACAAACAAAUAUUCCCACUUUGAAUGCUAUAAUGAAGUAUGGUGCUUCAGGUCUAUUUCAGUUUGACAAAUAUUAAUUAAAAAUGUUUUGUUUUAUUCAUUAUGUAUAGUUUUUGAAUGUUUGUAGGUAUUUUAAUUUCAUCCGAUCAGUGUUAAGGAAAAAGAAUGUUUAUAUUUGGGGUGAUCUUGACAUAUGCAUGAAGGCGUCUCCAGAUGCUUGUUAUCAUGAAAGUCAUGCAAACGUAGCAUGACAUGUCAUGUCGUGUCAUGUCCAUAACUAAUAGGAUGUCGUAUUCUGUGCGUGACAUUUUACAAAUCUGUGUAUAUAUUCUGAGUCCACUUACUUGUCCGUCAAAUACCAGCUGGCUUUUUUGUAACCCUAGGCAACAAUUAUUUUUUCAAUUUGUGACAAUGUAUGAAAGCAGUUUAUUGCUAGGAAUCUUGAAGGAGAAUAUCUAAUCAGUCUUCUCUGACAGAGGAACAGGGCAGAAAUUGUAUACAAGUUUGUAUCAAGUUCAGUGUAAACUGUAUUAGAAUAAAGACUAGUAUUAUCAUGAUUAUGGGAUUUACAUAUACUCAAAGGAAAAAGUUACUGUGACAUAAGUUUGUAAGUGACAAGAAUCCAAAUCCCUAGAUCUCUCGAUGUGUAUUGUAUUGUUAAAGAGCAAAUUGGUUUUUUUGCUAUUCCUUCACUGUCUAACAAUCCUGCCAAGUAUCUAAGGUGACACAACUUGAAGAUCAGAGUUGUGUCCCUUUGCUAUGCCAGGAUCUGCUUUGUAUGAUUACGAUUCUUGGUCUGCCCUUAAUGAUGCAACAUUAUUUUCAGUCAAGUCAUCAAUUAAUACAAAAACAUAAGUGGGAAUUGAAUAACUGAGUGUUUAAAUAAUUAUUUGAAAUUUCAUAGCUUUUAACAAUUCUUUUUAUGUGAUAUUUAAGGAGCAUAUUACCAUGAUUAAGGUCUUAUUAUGUCAUAAGAAACAAAGUAGAAGCACAAUUGUAAACAGAGCUCCAGAUAAGCUGCAUAUCUGCGUAAAAUACGCAUCAGAAAUGCAGAAAUAUGCAGUAAAAUAUAAUCCAAGCGUAUCAAAUAGGCAACGAACAUUACAGAUAAGCUACAAAAAUAAAACUUGUGCGUAUCAUCAAAAUAUUGUGACGUAACCCUGCGUUUUCGUUUAGCAACUCAUUUUGAAAUUAUAAACGGGCAUUCCGUCAACCUUGCCAAACUCCACGAUGACAGUUACAUCACGAUCAUUUGCCAUCACACUUUCUUGUGGAAGUAUCGUGGUAUUUUUGAGUCCUAUAAAGCUCUCGAACCCACAAGACACCAGUUUGCAGGGACUAGAUGAAUAGUGUUUUUUAACAUUUAACUUAAAUACCCACAUGUGUAAAAACUAGUGGGUAACAGAAAUUGGAAUACCCAGAUAGAAUUACUGAUACCCAAUGUUUUUAAAAUGCAUGGGUAAAAUACCCACAACACCAAAAGCUUAUCUGGAGCUCUGGUAAAUCAUUUUCAGCGGUGUACAUUAAUUCCUCUCAUGUAAGUGUGAAUAUGCUAAACUAUACUUAUCACUCUCGGAUGUAUGUACGCUGUAUAACAGUUAAUGAGUUUACGCAAUAAUUCAAUUAUAUUUUUAACUUUUUUUUUUAUGGCAAACGUUGGAUAUUCUUAAUGUGUACAUACAAGAUCAUAUUGAUUCAGCCUCAUUCAUCUGUAUAUAGGAAAUCAUGUAACCAUGGUAAUCAACUCGACUUGGCGUGAGUUGGUAAUUAGAAGUCGCAUCAAUAUAUCAACUAUCGAGCAACUAGAACCUAGAUUAUGGGUAUCACUUCUAAAUGCCUUUCAAAGACUCGAACGUAGAUGUAAUAUAUUCGUUUGAAAAGUGAGAAUCUGAUUUCUAUUUGGAACCAUAUGUAGCUUUCAUCAUAAUACUUUUGACAAAUCUUAGGGAGAAAUUCAGAAGCUUAAUGUAGGAUUAAAAAAUGCAGUUCCAAGUUUUGAGACCUACCCCCCUGCCACACCGAAAACUUAAUCGUGGAAAGAGUGACUGCUUUUCCAGUCAUCCGGUUAUAAUACCUACCAUUGAGAUGUCAAUCAUUUUCAUAAUACAAAUGUGAAUAUAGUUGUUCUUUCUUUUGACUGAAAAUUUUAUUUUGUGGGAUGGAAGUCUCUCACCCUUCCCCCCACACCACCCCCAAAAAUGAAGAAACUAUUUUUUUCUGUAAUCAGCUUUUCAAUUUCUCCCUUACAAAACAAGAAGUAAUUUACACAUUCUGUACUAAUAACAUGAAGACCAACAGUAACUUGGAUAGUGAUAUAUUUGAUACUGAAUUUCUAAAUAUUCAGUGUUAUCAAGAUUCAUCCCAAACUUGUUUUGUAAUUGAUUUAUCAACAUUCCAGAGAAUUUAUUUCGAAACAAUGUGUACAUAAUUUGAUAAUAAACCAAUUUGUAUUUUCUA
Haliotis rufescens (red abalone) is the source of this 5966-nucleotide messenger RNA. Its product is annotated as protein amalgam-like. The transcript has 8 exons. Lineage: Eukaryota; Metazoa; Mollusca; Gastropoda; Lepetellida; Haliotidae. The record is from RefSeq and is a predicted model, not a curated record. The coding region runs from base 98 to 1213 and encodes 371 amino acids. Gene Ontology annotation, cellular component: neuron projection.